AUGUCCGAGUCUAAGCAAGCUGUAGUCUUAAAUCUUGCCCCAACCAUAGAUCAGAUCAAUGCCGAUCGUAUUACACAGAUAGCAUCUAAGUAUUGGGCACCAAAUUUGGAUUCCAAUCAAUACUUACCUUAUGAUGCCAAGGUUGUUGAAAAUAUUUACAAUGAAGAGAUCUAUAAGUCUAAUUUUUCAGUACGACGUAUUAUGAUUUUGGAAUUCAGUCAAUUUUUAGAAAACUAUUUGUGGCCUAAUUAUAUCUCUGCAAAUGCUACGUUUGCACAUAUGAUGUCCAUUGUUAUAAUGUUAAACGAAAAGUUUCGUGAACGAGUAGCACCUUGGCAGGCCUUAAAAAAGCAACCAGAUGAAUUUGAUGGAUUUAUUGAUCAAGUUUUACGUGCUAGUCUCUCUGAUGAUCACAGCAUUAAAGAACAAAUAGCUCUAGUAGUUUUUUUAAAUCAUUGUUUUCAAUGCAUGGAAACUGAUUUAGUUAGAAACAAAAUGAAAAAACUUGUAUCAAUAUCAAUUUGGUGUAGUUUACAAGAAAGACGAAGAAUAUUGGAAUUGCGUCAAGUACCUAAAUGGCAAAAACUAUGGAACCGAUUACAAAAAAAGGAUAAAGAGUUAUCACCAGAAAAUAAACUAAAAGCAGAUCUUGAAAGAACUUUUUUACAUAAAUUAUGCAUUAAAUUUAUCAAUGUUUUGGAAAACAUACCAUUAGAAGGUGAUUUGUGUGUGGACCAUUUAAACUAUUGUGAAAGGUUUUUGGAAAUGCUUAUUGAUUUAGAAACAUCAUUACCUACUAGAAGAUUUUUUCAUGUAGUCUUAGAUGAUGUUCAUUUAAUUAACCGCUGUUAUUUAGCUUUGUUAAGCAAACGUGAUGAAGGACACCUAUUCAAACAGCUUUUAGAUAUAUUAAAAUUUUAUUUCCAUUUUGAAAUUUGUCAAUCUACUGGUGAUCCAUUAAAAGAAAAUGAAGUGAUGCAAGCACAUUAUGAUAAAAUUAUAUCAUUACAAGCAACAUUAUUUGGAAAAUUUACUAAAUUACAAGACUUUUCUUUAUCUAAUAUUAAUGCUAUUGAUAAAUAUGAUUCUCUCAUUAAACACUUUAAAAAUCUAAGUAAUCAAGAACUUCAAAAUAUUGCUAUGGAACUUAAUUUGAUUCCUGACCAAGAAAAACGUUUGAAUGAAAAUUGGUAUCGUUACGACUCUGAGUUUUUACUCUCUUUACUGGUAUCUCGCCAUGAAGCUAGAGAAUCACAGUUACAAAUUUUAAAUGGAAUGCCUCUUUACCCUACUGAAGAUAUUAUAUGGAAUGAAGCUGUGGUUCCUACUGAAUAUUAUAAUGGCAAUAAAUGUUUGGCGUUACCAAAAUUGAACUUACAAUUUUUGACUCUCCAUGAUUACUUGUUGCGUAAUUUUCAACUGUUCAGAUUAGAAUCUACAUAUGAAAUUAGACAAGAUAUUGAAGAUUCUAUUACUCGGAUGAACCCAUGCAAAUCUGAAGAUGGAAGCAUUUACUUUAGUGGUUAUUCCAAAAUGGCAUUACCUAUUGAUAAUUUUCUUGUUGUAGAAGUAGCAAAACCGAACCUUGGUGAUUUACAACCUUCUAGAGUUCGAGCUGAUGUUAUAGUUACUUUAAAUGUGAAAAAAGAUGUUCAAGAAGAAUGGGAAAACCUUCGUAAACACGAUGUUUGUUUCUUAUUAACAGUUAAACCAAUUUUACCUAUAGGAUCUAGGAUUGACUAUCAUAAGCCAUUCCUUCAACAAACCGCAAUAGUCUGUGUUAGAGGCUGUGAAGUAGAAGGAAUGUUAGACAAUAUGGGUCGUGUAAUUGAAGAAGGACCUGAUCCAAGACCGGUCUUACCUGGCCAAAAACGAACAUAUCGUGUUUGGUUGGACUGUAAUCAAUACCGUGCAGAUCUUGAUAAUGUUGCUGCUGGAGAAAUUGAUGUUUAUGAAACUUUUAACAUAAUAAUGCGAAGAAAACCUAAAGAAAAUAAUUUUAAAGCUGUAUUGGAAACUAUUCGCCAUUUGAUGAACACUGAAUGUGUUGUACCUGAUUGGAUUCAUGAUAUUAUUUUAGGAUACGGUGAUCCAUCAGCAGCUCGAUAUGAUAAAAUGCCAAAUAGGAUAAAAGUAAUGCACUUUAAUGAUACAUUUUUAAACAUGGAUCACUUGUUAUCAAGCUUUCCGAAUCAUCAAAUAGUUCCACACGAAAACAAUCCUACUAAAAUGCUACCGCCAUAUCGCAUUCAUUUUCAUGAAACUACUGAUUCAAACGGUAAACCCCUAAAAAAGGCUAUUGUACAAUCUGAGAAAAUUGUUAACAGAGGUCCUUACAAGUAUAAUCAACCUAAAAAGAACAUGAUUUAUUUUACACCAACACAAAUUGAAGCAAUAUAUUCUGGUAUGCAACCUGGUCUUACUGUAGUUGUUGGACCUCCAGGAACUGGUAAAACAGAUGUGGCUGUACAGAUAAUUUCAAAUUUAUACCAUAACUGGAGAAAUGAACGUACGUUGAUUGUGACACAUUCUAAUCAAGCAUUGAAUCAAUUAUUUGAAAAAAUUAUGGCAUUAGACAUUGAUGAACGACAUUUAUUACGUUUGGGACACGGAGAAGAAGCUUUAGAAACAGAUAAGGAUUUUAGUCGGUAUGGAAGAGUAAAUUAUGUUCUAGCAAAAAGACUCCAGUUAUUAAAUGAAGUACAGCGUUUACAAGACUUAAUGGAUGUAAAGGGAGAUAUGUCAUACACUUGUGAAACAGCUAUGCACUUUUUUUGGUCCCAUGUACUUCCGCGGUGGAAUAAAUACUUAACAACAUUGAAAAAUCUGGAAGAAAAUUCUGAUGGCGUUAUUUCAAUUAAUAUUGUCAAGGACAACUUCCCAUUUGAUCUUUUCUUCAGUGAUGCUCCUCAGCCUUUAUUCAAAUGUCAAAACUUAGAAGAGGAUAAGGAAAUCGCAAGAGGUUGUUUUAGGCAUAUCAAAAAAAUAUUUAAGCAAUUAGAUGAGUUCCGGGCUUUUGAAUUACUAAGAACUGGUUUAGAUCGCUCUCGAUACUUAUUGGUAAAAGAAGUUAAAAUAAUAGCAAUGACAUGUACUCAUGCUGCAUUAAAGCGUAAAGAACUUAUAGAGCUUGGCUUUAAAUACGAUAAUAUACUGAUGGAAGAAUCAGCUCAAAUUCUUGAGAUAGAAACUUUUAUUCCUUUAUUACUUCAAAACUCUGAUGAUGGAUUUAGCCGCUUAAAACGAUGGAUAAUGAUUGGUGAUCACCAUCAAUUACCUCCAGUUAUUAAAAAUAUGGCUUUUCAAAAAUAUUCUAAUAUGGAGCAAUCAUUAUUUACACGCAUGGUCAAUUUAGGAGUUCCUACUAUUGAUUUAGAUGCUCAAGGACGUUCACGACCUAGUUUGAGUCAACUAUAUAAUUGGCGUUAUAAUAACUUAGGAAAUCUUAACCAUGUGUUAACUGCUCCAGAAUACCAUAAAGCCAAUGCUGGUUUCUCUUAUGAAUACCAGCUAAUUGAUGUAGGGUUAUUUAAUGGUGUUGGAGAAACUGAACCAAACCCCCAUUUCAUCCAGAAUUUAGCAGAAGCAGAAUAUUGUGUGUCUGUUUACAUGUAUAUGCGACUUAUUGGUUAUCCCGCUAGUAAAAUUACUAUUUUGAGUACAUAUAAUGGUCAAAAACAUUUGAUCAGGGAAAUCAUAAACAUGCGCUGUGGUUCUAACCCGCUCAUUGGUUGGCCCCACAAGGUAACUACAGUAGAUAAGUAUCAAGGUCAGCAAAAUGAUUAUGUACUAUUGUCGUUAGUAAGGACAAAAACUGUUGGUCAUUUAAGAGAUGUUAGACGUCUUGUUGUUGCUAUGUCAAGAGCAAGGCUUGGGCUAUAUGUUUUUGCUAAUGUAUCACUAUUUAGCAAUUGCUUUGAAUUAUCACCAUCGUUCAAAAUUUUAACAAAACGGCCACUAAAAUUACAUCUCUUACCAGAUGAUUAUUACCCUACUAAUAGACUACUUGAUAGUCCUAUAGAAGCUCAACGUCAAGUUUUUAUAGUACAAGACAUGCCUGAAAUAGCAAAAUAUGUAUUUGAUUAUUAUUUACAACGAGUUCAGGAACUAAAACAAGUUCACCAAGAAAUUAAACCAGUGGAUGAUUGGAUUAAACCUGGAGAAGCAGUAACAUCUGUAGAGAAAAAAAUCAUUAGGUCUAACCUUCCUGGACCAGAAUCUGAUUCUGAAGAUGAUGAUAAGGAUAAUGAUAAUGAUAAUGAAAAUGAAAGUGCUAUAAUAGAGGGAAAAGAAAAGAUUGAACCCACAAAAAUUAAUGAAACCGAUGGCAAACAAUUACAUAAAAUGGACGUAGAUGACUUGAGCGCAUCACCAGAAAUUAAUAAAACUACUAAUGUUUUAGAAAAAGAUGAAACUAUGGAAGAAGAUUAA
Macrosiphum euphorbiae (potato aphid) is the source of this 4431-nucleotide messenger RNA. NCBI's taxonomy places the organism in Eukaryota, Metazoa, Arthropoda, Insecta, Hemiptera, Aphididae. The record is from the annotation of a GenBank genome assembly.